UUCUUUUCCUUUGCCUUCCCCACCGCGCCGCACCCGGAGACCCCGCCCAGCACCCAGCGGCUCGGCUGCUCCCGGCGCGCCCCGAGAGCUACGGGGAUGAGAGGCGGCGCCGGCGCCCGGGUGUUACAGCCGGCUUUCUCUACGUCAGCCACCGCUCUGAAGAGAGAAAGGCGGCGGUGUCCUGGGGAGAGAGCCGCUUCCUCCACUGCCCGAGGGGAGCGCGUCGCCUCAGCCGCUCGAAAGCAGGAAAUGGGCGGCAAAAGCGCAGUCAGACACCAACUGGUUCUGGACUGCCCCCGAGAGGCAGCGAGCAGCGCUCCCGCGCUUCGCCCGCUAGGAGCUGCCGCCACGUCCCGAGCUGCGCCGCUCGCGCCCCUCCCAGCUCAACCCCGGUGGGGGCUGGGCUGCAGCCGAGUCCGGCACCCGGGCCCCCACCCGCGCCGCGCUGUCGAACCCGCCGCCGGCCCGCUCUCGGCACCGAUAAUCCCCGGGGCGCAUCCCGCAGAGGCUGCUGCCGGCUCCGCCAAACAGCAGCCAAAGCAUAGCCGGGAAGUCCCUAGGCCACCCGUUCCCCAGCACCCUUCGGGGAAUUCCCGUUCAGCUCUACAGGAGGCGAAAACGGAACAAACGAAAACCCCUUAAUAGUGAAACCGGGCCCGGCGAUAGCCCGGGUGGCGACGGCGACGACUCGACGCGUGCGGACACAAGACCCGUCUCGCGCUCCGCUGCUCCUGUGCGUCCGGACGAACCUUAGAGAUCACUUAAGGAGGCUCGCGCGCUACUCCUCACCACGUGACCGCCCCGCCAGGCCGCCCCCCGCGCAGCCAUCUUACAUCCGGGACAGAGGCGGCGUCCCUUUUCCCCGCCUUGGCAGGCUUCGACGUGCCACCAGAAAUCAGCCCUGAAAGAGGGGACCCCGAUUCCACGUCACCGGAGUGCUGAGGCAGCGGGCGAUGCCCUCCAUCGGCUCAGCGGGGGAAAGUGGAGUCCCAAACUUUUUUCGGCCUUUGCUCGCAAAGAAGAUGGCGGCGCAUACCGCCGCCUAAGCGGACACGUUGUACCCUGGCGGUGGUUUGAAGUUUCCGGCACCUCCUUUCCCGUGCAGCAAGGACACAACCAUACGAGCCCUACCCACGCGGGGUGGCUGCAGUGCUACAUUCCACAGAAAACAGGCGGGAAAGCUGCGGCACAGCUCGCUUUAAACGCAAGCUUUUGGGACUUCUGGUUUUGGCUUUUUCUUUUUAAGCCAAGUUAGGGAGGAGGCUGACAGCCAUGGAGCCACUUCUGCUUUUGGCCCAGACAACUUACGGGAUUUUUUUUUCCUUCCAUUUAGAGAUUUUUUGUAGGAAGUUAACAAAUUAUUUUAAAGAAGUUAGGGCUUGUCAUAUAAAAUACAGGACGCCCAGUUGAACUGGAAUUUCAAAUAACCAGUGUUUUGGCAUAUGUCUGUUACAUAUAUUUUUAAAAUUGUUUAUCUGAUAUUCCAAUUCAACUGCACAUUCUCAACUUUUAAUGACUAUAUCUGGCAACCCUAUCAGCCUUACCCCUGAAAAUCCAGACUGCUUAUGACAAAAGUAAGGAAUGGAGGGAAAUGAAAAGCAUGUUUAUCUACAACUUGGAAUUGUCUUUGCCCAGACUUUGAUCCUUCAUGGAGGCCAGAGGGCCGUGGUCUAGAACAAAAUUUGGCAGCAACUCAUAAAGAUAUCCUUGUAUAAUUCCCUUUCUGGCAAAGUAAGAUUUUUUUUUUUUUCUUAAGCUAUCACGAUCUAAUUUUGGACAACAGAUCCUCUUGGCCAAGAGUUUAGUUGCAAAUUAAAAAUUAAAUAACUGGCUUUUUGUUUCUAUUCUACGUGGUAUAGGCGAUGGGACGCAAUUUCUUUUUUUUUUUUUUGAGACGGAGUCUCACUCUGUCACCCAGGCUGGAGUGCGGUGGCGCGAUCUCGGCUCACUGCAAGCUCCGCCUCCCGGGUUCACGCCAUUCUCCUGCCUCAGCCUCUCCGAGUAGCUGGGACUACAGGCGCCCGCCACCACGCCCGGCUAAUUUUUUGUAUUUUUAGUAGAGACGGGGUUUCACCGUGGUCUCUAUCUCCUGACCUCGUGAUCCGCCCGCUUCGGCCUCCCAAAGUGCUGGGAUUACAAGCGUGAGCCACCGCGCCCGGCCCGCAAUUUCUUAAAGUACAAGUUUUCAAGUUAAAAAUCAGCCUGCCUGACAUAUUUCAUAACAUUUUUACGUGCAUAUUCAGAAACUAUUUCCAAUUAAGAAUAUUUAUUUGUGUAAACAUAAUACAUUUGCAAUUAAAUGCUUUACUUGACAAA
Molecule: messenger RNA, 2316 nt
Organism: Symphalangus syndactylus (siamang)
Lineage: Eukaryota; Metazoa; Chordata; Mammalia; Primates; Hylobatidae
Source: RefSeq, a predicted model, not a curated record